Trachemys scripta elegans is the source of this 1978-nucleotide messenger RNA. RefSeq names its product glycoprotein-N-acetylgalactosamine 3-beta-galactosyltransferase 1-A-like. Gene Ontology annotation, molecular function: N-acetylgalactosaminide beta-1,3-galactosyltransferase activity. The transcript has 4 exons. Gene Ontology annotation, cellular component: membrane. NCBI's taxonomy places the organism in Eukaryota, Metazoa, Chordata, Testudines, Emydidae. The record is from RefSeq and is a predicted model, not a curated record. The coding region runs from base 182 to 1162 and encodes 326 amino acids.
CUCUUUGCUGCUCCCCAGGGAGGCGAAGCUGCCGCCUCCAGGGAGUGGUGGCUGGCCUCAGGCAAGGCAGCCUAGCCCUUGGGAAGAAUGAGAGCUACAGCCGGAGCUGCAGCCCAAGCAGGAGGAGCCGGUCCCUUUUGCUGAGGUGCAGGAGGAUAAAGAUCGGACGUGCCGCCUCACCAUGAAGCUCCUCCCCAAGACACAAGAGCUGCAGCUUUGCCUAGGCAUGGUUGUGGGGCUUGCCGUAGGAUUUACCUUCAUCUACGCCUUCAGGACAGAGCAGAGCACGUCAGCGGUGGUGCAAAGAACCCACAACUCUUAUCCCCGCCAAGUGGAGGACAAUUCGACUGCGGCCGAGCUGUUCAGCAAGGUGCGGAUCCUGUGCUGGGUCAUGACGGGCCCCAGCAACCUGGAGACCAAGGCCCGGCACGUCCAGGCCACGUGGGCGCGGCACUGCAAUGUGGUGCUGUUCAUGAGCUCGGUGCGGGACGACGGCUUCCCCACCGUGGGGCUGGAUGUCAAAGAAGGCCGGGACCAGCUGUACUGGAAAACCAUCCGGGCCUUCCAGUACGUCCACCAGCACCACCUGGAGCAGGCCGACUGGUUCCUCAAGGCGGACGACGACACCUUCGUGGUGCUGGACAACCUGCGCUGGCUGCUGGCCAACCACACGCCUGAGGAGCCCGUCUACUUCGGGAAGCGCUUCAAGCCCUUCGUCAAGCAGGGCUACAUGAGCGGCGGGGCCGGCUACGUCCUCAGCAAGGAGGCCCUGAGGCGCUUCGUGGAGGGCUUCAGGACCCAGGUGUGCACCCACACCAGCCCGGUGGAGGACCUGGAGCUGGGCAAGUGCAUGGAGAAGAUGGGGGUGGAGGCAGGGGACUCCCGGGACACCAAGGGGCAGGAGACCUUCCACCCCUUCCCCCCAGAGAGGCACUUGAUGGAGAAUCUCCGGCUUGAUCACUAUUAUCCCACCUACUCCUUCUACCCCAUCCUGCUGGGUGCCCAGAGCUGCUCGGAUUUAUCCAUCUCCUUCCACUACGUCAGCCCGGAGGAGAUGUACCUGUUGGAAUACUGGAGCCGACACCUGCGCCCGCACGGAUACCAGCCCCGCUACCAGCCAGCUCUAAUGUUCUGGAACCGCACAGCGCCCAGGGAGGGGUGACUGGCGGGGGCUCUGCGGAAGGACACCAGCGAAGGGGGCUGAACCCCAAGGACCGGGUUACACCGGCGGCGCUUUAGAACCAGUGCGAGAUGCUCGGUGCCUGGACCCACGGUGCCAGGGGGUGUAUAAAGGCAACAGAGGGGAGGGAGGGGGUAUUUGGCGCUGGAGCGUGAGCUCAGAGCAGAGAUAUGGGUUGGGGGGGCUCUCAGGCAGGGCACCUCCGUGGGUUUGGGGGGAGGGUGUUCUUGGGCACAACCCCUGAGGGAGUUUGGGGAGCCCCCAGCUAAGGGGGGGCAGAUCCUGUCUACAUAUAAGGUGUCCAAUCAUCAUUACAAACCUCCCUUCUCUUUAGCUACCUCCGGGUGAAACGAGGGUUUGUCCUUGGGGGGGUGGGGGGAGCCCACUGCACUGAUCACAGGGGGCGGGUGUGGGCACGAGGCGCCCAGGGCCUCUCAGCGAUGGGGGAUCGAGCCAGCUGGCGGACACAUCCCCAGGACAGGCAGUGUGUAUCCCGGUGGCCUUCCUUAGGGAGUGCCAGGCUGUGGGGCCCAUUCGGGCCACGGGCUCUUUGCUGACCCAGUCCCCAAGGGAGCAGGUGCUGCUAAUGGGAUGGCUCCGUUUCCCGUCAGCCCCCACCCUGUCCCUGCCAGUCUGCCCUUUGCUGCCUGAGCUGGCAGGCCCCCCGCCCACUGCCCAUGGGGAUGCCGGGGCAGCGCCAGCGUGCGCUAACCUCGGUGCCUGCGAGAAUCCACUCGCUGGCCGCUCUGGGGCCCCGUCGGCGAAUUCCCAGCUGCUCCCGCCAAUGCCAUAAGUGGC